UUUUAUCAAGAGGAUUUUUCAAACUAUAACAUAAUAAUACAGGAUAUUAAUCCGCUCGAGCUCGCUCCUCUUGAAGCGCUCGUCAAAGAAAAAUUCCACUCUUUGUACAAACGCAAGUAAUAUACGUAUCUUGCAAUCUUACACCAACCAAUAUCAACCGUCACGAUUACUGCCACGUCUGUGCCAAGACUCGGCCUCGCUAUGUGUGAUCUUUAAAGGCCGAAGCAAAAGUUUUCCUGGAAUGUGCCACCGCAGCACCGCGCAAUGGACAGCAAACCCAGAGGCUUUGGCACCCGAGUGAUUCCGCUUGGAGAGAUCGAGGUCCUCGAGGCCGAGCACCUGGAGAAGAUCUGGGAGACGAGCGAUGGAAGAGCUCUCUUUUACAAGCCUGUCCAGGUACCAGAUGGGUUUCAUGCGCUUGGCUGUCAUGCAAGACGAACAGAGGUACCUGAUAGCUUGCUGUUGUUAGUGCGAGGCAGCGGCGUCACCGCCGGUGCCUCCAAACCAGCUCCUCUCGCUCCACCCGUCGACUACUCACUCGUCUGGAAGAGCCCAGUUAGAAACGAGAAUGAGACGGCCAUGGCUUUCUGGUUACCUCUGCCUCCCGCUGGUUACAAGGCACUCGGCUUCGUCGCCAGCGUCACCAAGCCUGGAGUGGACGAGGUUGCCUGCGUUCGAGAGGAUCUCACCAGCGAUGCCACUAUCUCCAACUCCAUCUUGGCCUCUUCGUCCUCUUCCGUGUCCAGUUCUUCCUCUUCUGUUUUCACCGGAUUGUUCCAGUCCCUGUGGAGUAGACUUCUAAUGAGCAGUAGCAGCGUCGCCGACAACAACACCGUGGAAAGCUUCUACGUCUGGCAAACACGGCCGCGUGAGGUGGGAGUCACGGCCAAGGGGCUGAGCACCGGCACCUUCUACUGUUCCUCGUCCUCUUCAUCCCCUCUGCCUUCCAUAGCCACGCUCCAAAACGUGAGCUUUGAUCUGCCUUCCUCCAUGCCUAGCUUGCAGCAGCUCGAUGCUCUCGUCAAGCGCUACGCCCCGAUAAUGUUCCUGCAUCCGGACGAAGACUUCUUCCCUUGCUCCGUCGAGUGGUUCUUCCAAAACGGAGCUCUGCUCUACAGCAAACAGAACCCGUCCGCUCCGGUACAAAUCACUGCGAACGGUGCGAAUCUGCCGGGUGGCGAGACCAACGACGGGAGCUACUGGCUCGACUUGCCACGCGAUGCUGCAGCUGCCGAAAAAGUGAGAAGAGGAAAUCUAGAGAGCGCAAUCACGUACCUGCACGUCAAGCCGGUAUUUGGCGGAACGUUCACCGACAUGCAGUUCUGGUUCUACUAUCCUUUCAACGGCCCGGCAACUCUCAAAGUCGGGCUCAUCAACGUCAAGCUCGGGAAAAUCGGGGAGCACGUCUCUGACUGGGAGCACCUGACCCUUCGCGUGGACAACUUCACCGGGAAUUUGUCCAGCGUCUAUCUCGGACACCACAGCUCCGGCACCUGGUAUCAGCCUUCCGACUUGGAGUUUGAUAGCACCACCACCUAUAGGCCGUUUGUGUACGCGUCCAAGCACGGCCAUGCCCUUUAUGCUCAUCCGGGAGACAACCUCCAAGGCGACGAAGAACGCGGGCUCGGGAUACGCAACGAUACAAAGCGGAGCAGCUUCACCUGGGACGUUAGUAAACACCAGCUGAUAUCUGCAGCUUACUUGGGUGUAGAGGAGCCACCUUGGCUCCAGUUCAUGCGUGAAUGGGGCCCCAAGAUCCAGUAUAACUCCAGGACCGAGCUGGAAAAGGUGUUCAAAUUCCUUCCCAAAAAGAUAAGGAGGUCCAUCGAAGAUAUCUUUAACAGGUUUCCGAACGAACUGUCUGGCGAAGAAGGUCCCACUGGACCCAAGCAAAAAAACUUCUGGACGGGAGACGAAAGAUGAAUGAGGUAACCUGUUGUUGCAAGCAAAGAAAAAUUACAUAUGGGCGAAGUUCUGGUUGCGUAGGAACACUAACCUGAUCGACGCCAAGCUGUGUGGCCUGUAAUCUGUAUGGUACAAGAUUGUUCAUUUCUCUUCCUCGUCCGAAACAGUUGUGUCAAAAACUGGUUCCGGCUGAGUUUGUGCGUAUGCAGGAGCAAUAAACUUGGGAUCUUUUGCAGCAA
Molecule: messenger RNA, 2144 nt
Organism: Selaginella moellendorffii
Lineage: Eukaryota; Viridiplantae; Streptophyta; Lycopodiopsida; Selaginellales; Selaginellaceae
Product: putative vacuolar protein sorting-associated protein TDA6
Exons: 1
Coding region: 265-1923 (552 amino acids)
Source: RefSeq, a predicted model, not a curated record